CUUGGCUGCAUCCUGGUGCUACAGCCUGGAGGGGUCGAGCUGGGUCUGAUCGCAGCCUCGCCAGCUUCAAGCAAGCCCAGCAUCAACUUCCAUCUCCACCUCAACACAGAACUCAAAAUUCGAAACCAGCAGCGACAAUGUCAAUGGGAUCCUGUCUCGACCGUCCCCGCCGCGAUGGCCAAGACGCAGACGAAUGGAAGCCCUCAACCGCCGAAGAAGCCGCCGCAAACAUCGACGAGUGGUACAAUGCCGGCCGUCUUCUGUUCCCGCGAGACAAUCUACAAAGCAUCCACGACCAGCUGCAGAAGCCGCUGAAAAGCGGAGACCUGAUAUAUGUCCGGGCCUUUGAUGGUUCAAUGUACGAAUACCCUGUGCGGAUUGGCGAGAAGCAGGGGACUUAUGUGUUUGACGAUGAGGACUUUGAUGAGGAUGGAUUGGCGCGUGCUACUGAGCGGAAAAAGAUAGAUACUGUGCUGGGGGUUCCGCAUAUUUACUACACGUCGUAUGAAAGCCUCAAGCAGGGGUUGGAGUGGAGUUUGUCGAGGGCAUACUGUCCUAUUGGGAUUGCGCACUUUAUGGAGCGCGCGGGCCAGGAGGUCGUGACUGUGAGUGAGGUUGAAGUUGAGGCUGAAUUGAAGUCAUUCAGAGACAUAACUUCAAAGUGGGAAGACGGGGAUACAUGGCGCGGAAUCAAGUCUACGCUGUUGUCCCUGGAUCUUUGCUGCAAGAUCCCCAAGGUGAUAGGUAUGGCUUGCGGGAGAUUUACAGCAACAUCAGGGUACGACUGGUACGAGCGAUCUGCAGUACAGCAUGCAUUAUUGAUAUUGCUCAAAAGGAUGCUAGAGGAAAGUGGCCUGGGUACUGAACAGGUCGCUUGCUACGCACAGGACCCUGUAUACUCUCCGGCAGACCAGGCGGUGAUGAAGGAAUUGGGAAUCCAAGAAGUAAACGACCCAGAGGGAUUCUUGCAGAUGGAUGACAGCUCUCUUGUCUUCUGCUGUAGUCCAAAUAUCUGCGUAAAGCAGAUCAUGGCGGAUAUGGCACGUCCGUCCAUCAUUAUAUGGUGUUCUGUGAGAGAGGACGACCCGAAGUAUAGCUCGUAUGGUGCCCUAUCCCUUAUACUGGACUAGCUGACAGGCUAAUAGCACUGAUCCAAAUUCUGCACGCGUCCACAGGAUGGUCGAGGAGUAUGAUAAGCUUGAAUUUCCAGAGGAUCAUGGGAACAAUUUCACUGAUAUGG
Aspergillus versicolor CBS 583.65 is the source of this 1240-nucleotide messenger RNA. RefSeq names its product SRR1 family protein. Bases 138 to 1130 code for a protein of 330 amino acids. The record is from RefSeq and is a predicted model, not a curated record. NCBI's taxonomy places the organism in Eukaryota, Fungi, Ascomycota, Eurotiomycetes, Eurotiales, Aspergillaceae. The transcript has a single exon.